This is a messenger RNA of Paramuricea clavata, 7969 nucleotides long. NCBI's taxonomy places the organism in Eukaryota, Metazoa, Cnidaria, Anthozoa, Malacalcyonacea, Plexauridae. The record is from the annotation of a GenBank genome assembly.
GCAACAUUGUUUUCAGGAUUAUACUGGGCCAUAUCGUGAACAAGAAGCAAAGUACAUGGAGAGAACUGACGAAGCAAUUUUCAACCGAGCAGCUGAAGAACAUAUACGUCAACCUGCUCCUUAUGAUGAUGUUGACUCAGUCAAGGUGAAACCAUAAUUUUGUGCUCCACGCCCAUCCCCAUGGAAUGACAUUGCCCCCGAUCUUUUGAUGCGCCCUACGCCCCUGUUUACACAGUACAACUUAAGUUGUAAUUUAAAUCGGCCUUACUCUCGAUUUCAAUUUGCUUGUCAAAACUGACUUCCAAUGUUUACUGUACUUGUAAAUUCGGAAUGUUCAUUGUAAAGUUCUGAAGUUUGUGUUGAAGUUUGUUCCGAUGGUUUACUAUGAUUCGAUAGCAAGCGAUUUGAUUGGCUGGUUCAUUUAACUAGCCAAUUACAACUUACUAAACUUGAUUAUCAGAAAUCAUCGCAAUGAACUUCAACAGAAACUUCAGAACUUUAUAACGAACAUUCCGAAUUUAAGAGUAAACAUUGGAAGUCAGUUUUGAAAAGCAAAUUGAAAUUGAGAGUAAUAUAACCUCGUAUUUUCUUGUAGAAUUUUGGUGGUGCAAGUCAAGGUAUCAGUCGCAUACCAUCAGACGAGCAACUGUGUCUGUCACCCCCCUGGCCACCAGGGUAUGAAGUGGAUGAUGGGAUACCGUUAGAGGACAGUAAAGUUGCAGAAGCUGCCCCAAGUGAGGGAAACAGCUAUCAUGUUGACGAUAUGAUAUCACAAGCGAAGUUACGAGCUGAUGCUAGGAUUGGUGCUACAACAUGGCAAGAAAAGGACGCAAUGGAUUUUACUCGGGUAAUCUUUCUUUAUGUUAUAAACCUUUCAAUGCUGGUUAAUUUUUGAAACAGAGAUGUAUGGAAAUGUAUUUUCAGAAUUAAAACCCUUCGAGAAAGUUCUACCAAGAACCUGUUGAAUUGUGGUAGUUUAGGAUGUUCUCUGAGUUCCUUACUUUUAAAAAUGUAUGAGGCAACUUAGCGUUGUUUUGCAAGUGAUGAGUGAGUGCCUAGCUUCUAUACUGUAUUUUAAACAUGACUCUGUGUUGUAGAAUUAUGCAGAGGAAGGGUCUUUGGAGAAUUCCCGACGUCCCUCAUCAGAAGAUAUAUCUUUGACUCCGCCUUGGUUAGACACUGAUAAAGAAUCAUCUUGCAAGGUAUUUGUCAUUCUGGUACAUAUUUUCUGUGAAACAAGUUUGAUUCACGUGUGGGAAGUGUGCUUCCAGUAAUAAGUUUAGAAAGCUUCGGAUUGAUACAACUGCAUGAAAAAUACAAGAAAAAUGUCGACGUUUCGAGCGAAGUCCCGGCCCUUUGACUAACUUCCCGACGAUUGACGAAAGUCCUUCACUGAACACGUUGAAGUUCUCCUUGUAUUAUUCAGGUAGUUGUAUCGAAUUGCGGUCUGGGGGAAGGGGAUGAUGGGUGGUAGGGGAUGAUGGGUGGUAGGGGAAGGGCCUGUCCCGAGGUAGCAGGGCUUGAAGGAAAUCUUAACAACCAUGCCCCACUAUGGACGCAACAACAUAUGCUUGACAGAUAUUAUUCCUUCAAUUUAAAAUCAUGGUCAGCUAGAACACUAUAUGUUUAUGCACAUGCAGAUUUAGCACAAAAAUACUCCGUUGCACUUCCUCUGCAGGAAAUUUUUGUCUCCAGGUUGUGCUCCCAGGAAGAAAAUUAUUUUUUUCUGCCCUGAUUAUAUUGAGAUUAUACGCACAAACCAUUCAAGAUAAUACAUUUAGAACUGAUAGAACUACCCAGAAUAAACACGAGGAGCGUAGUGGAAAUAGCCUGGGUACGAGGUUUGUAUAAACAAAGUAAGUCCUUCUUCCUUACAGGAUGCUGAGGAACAAGUCCUAGAUGACAGUGAACUUCCAUCUGCAGAUCCACCAACAACCAGUGCAAUCCUCACAAGUACACCAAUAACAACACAUACACCACUACCAAAAACUAACUCUCUUCCCUCUGUCACAAAACCUCCUCUGACUGAGCCUUCACAAAGCCCUCGUGCUGCAAAAAGAACACCAACUAUCCCACCUGACCCCACAAGUGUACCUGGAAAUACCUCAGAAACCCUUCCUCCACAAAGACAUACGCCCCAAGGACAAAAUCCAGAUCGGAACAACGUAUGUGCAAAUCCUGUAGCAGCCUCGCGCCAUCCACAAAUGAAACCUUAUGGGGAGAUAUAUAAUAAUAGAUAUCCAUCACCCCACAAACCGUAUAAGGGUAAUGACACGUACUACGACCCUUCUAAUAUGGGAACCGUACCUAUAUCUUAUCCGGUAAACCUACCCUACGGUAACAAUCUCCCCAAUCCCCGAAUGCCCUACACUGCAGCUAGCCCUGGUGCAGAAUAUUUACAACAAUCAAAUCUAAAACCAUACAACAGAAUGCCAACAUUCAAUCCACGUCAAUAUCGGCCAAGACUGCAAGGGAUUUCUAACAGAUCCCAAAUAAAUCCUACAAAUCCCUCAUAUUCCAAUAUACCACACCCAUACCCUAAUCCAGGCUACUUCAGCCCGCCUCACGCUCCGAGGACAACGCCGCCUCGUCAGGCAAUAAACAGGUAUGAGUCGCCUUACUACGGUCCUCAAGCAGGCGACUGGCAAUACCAAGUCAGACAACCUCAGAUGCCAAUUCAGACCCAACCCCCUCCAAUAAACACGGCUGAUUUUGCCGCUGAUGAAGUGAUUAAUUUUGCUACUGAAGAGAAGCGUAUUCUGCCUCCACCUGAUCGUCCCAUGGGAGUACCGGCACCCGAUAUACAUCGAAAUAUGCCAGCUCCGGAACAUCAACGGGGAAUACCCGAGGUCCAUCGUAACGUGUCCGAAAUGCCACGUAACGUUCCAGAGUUCCAUCGUGAUGUUCCAGAAUUCCGUCGAGACCUUAUGGCCGCCGACAACCGCCGACGUAUUCCAAUGCACGAUCAUCAGCGCGUAGUACCAGAGUUCCCACCUAACAUUCCUAACAGGGGCAUCUAUUCGGACUUUCCCGAUGAUAUCACGACAGUUUCCGACAGUGACGUCAGUCCUGUGAUGUCAACACGAAGUGGAAGUCAGUCCAGUCUUGUUGUGCAGUACUCUAACACGCCACAUCAAGAUAGUACUGAGACAGAAAGCGUGAUGAGCUUCACAAGUGGCGCGUCCACGCACCAAGACCUCGACUCAAAAAUUGAUCAAGUUCGAAACAUUUUGGCCGUCAUAGACACACGAGACGCCAAGGAGACAGCACAGUUUUUGUACAGUCUUUCAAGUUCCAAAGAAAACUGCCAGGCUAUGAGAUUAUCUGGGUGUUUGCCACUCUUGAUACAACUUCAACAUAAGUCAAAACUGCGAGACCCGCGUGUAGCACAAGAAGUUCGCGCGAGAUCCACGCACGCCAUUCGGAACAUUAUUGUGGCAGGCUCGGAAGAUAAACGUGGCAAAAGAGAACUUCGCGUGCUUCGGUUGAUUGAAGUCGUACGCAGUUAUUGUACCGAGGUUCGUUAUGUUCGUAACGUUCCCAGCUCGUCCAAACUUAGCGCACUGAAUAACGCAUUGGCCGCCAUUACGAAACUGUCUUUUGAAGAAGAACAUCGAGUUGCAAUUGGGGAGCUGGGCGGGGUCGAGGCCAUUGGCGAAUUCUUGGAACUUAGUUUUGUGAACAAAGACGGAGAUCUCUCAUUGGGUAAGUUAUCUAUUUAUUCUCAGAACUAUAAAUGCCAAUACAACCGUGAACAGAUACUGUGUCUGUCAACAAACACAGCACUCCUUAUCACGCCUAAGGAUCAACAAGCGUCUUGUUGAUAAAUUAUUUUCUCAUAAUUUAUUUUCAUAUUUCAGGCACCAAUGUGCGUAAGUGUGCCUCAAUGACCCUCACGAAUAUGACGUUUGAAAAAACCCGCAGUAAGGCGUUGCUAGGCAACUCAGCAGGUAUCGUCAGAGCCUUGUUGAAAAACCUCAAUGUUUUGAACGACGAAGGCCUCAUUGAAGUCUCGGCGAGUGUUCUUCGGAAUCUAUCGUGUAAAUCCGACGAACGUAGUAAAAUGGUUUUACAAGAAUGCAAUGCGGUCUCAGAAUUGAUGACUGCAGCGCAGAAAGUCAGUGUUGAAUCAACCUUGCGUACGGUACUUUUUGCAGUUUGGAACAUGUCGGCUCAUAGUUCAGAGAAUAAAGUAAAGAUAUGCGAGACUCACAAAGCACUUGGAUUUUUGGUACAAAAUUUGGCGUACAAAAGUCCCAGUAAUUCUCUGAAAGUGGUCGAGAGUAGUGGUGGAAUAUUGCGCAAUUUAUCCUCACAGAUCGCGGUGAAAUCUGAAUACCGUGCGACGUUGCGUGAGCACGAGUGUUUUAAAUUUCUGCUCGCGAACUUACGUUCUCCCAGUCUGCGUGUUGUAGGAAACGCGUGCGGAAUAUUAUGGAACUUGUCAGCACGUUGUGAAACGGACCAGGAGUUACUUCUUAAAAUGGGAGCGCUGCCUUUGCUUAAACCUCUCUUCACGUCUAAAAAUAAAUCGAUUUCCAAAGGAGCCGGGGCCGCCAUCAAGAACUUGCAGAAUUAUAAAACUGCUCAUCCAGGUCGUGAUUCUCCGUCAGAGACUCGGAAACAGAACGGAAUUCUUCGGCAAGAGAACGGAUCACCUUCGACACCUCGAACGAAAGGAAAGUCACGUGAUGCACAUUCAUUGAAUAGUUUUACCGGAAGCGCAGACGACAUGACCAAGGAAAAUGCAAAACAGAGUUCACGCUCUAAAGAGGUUUGAUCUUUUUAAAUACUUUUAGCUCUCAGUUGUAACAAUGCUGUAACAACAUUGUUGACAACUUGUUCUGAGGAUGCAGCACAACCUUGUUCAAGUCUGUCGAUAUCAACUGGGAACAGGUUGUACGUUUUUACGCGUGUACACACGCAAAAAUUUCGCAUCUUGUAGCAAGUUGUCAAGAAGCCGUCAGUGGCAAGACAACAAACCGUUGUCUUGCCACUGCUUGUCACAAGUUGUCAACAAGUUUGGAACAAGCUGUUAACAAUUUGUAACAACCUUGUUGAUAUUAUCAGGCUUGUUACAAAGUUAUUCCAACAAGUCCGAUACAGUCAUGAUAUAUUAGUAUUGUUACAACCUUGUGUCGUCGACCUUGUAACAUUUUUGUUCAUCAUGACUGUAGAACAACCUUGUGACAAGUCUGAUAAUGCCAUCAAGCUUGUUACAAGUUGUUAGCAGCUUGUUCCAAACUUGUUUCAACAACUGGGAACGAGCUGUGCGAAGACAACUUGUUGACAGCUUGUGGACAGAUUUGUAACAACUUGUUUGUAGACUUGUGGGUUUUUACGCAUGUAGUAAGCCUUGAACCUUUGACAUGUUUGCGCUGCAUGCUAGCUUUAAUCUAACCAUCGCCAUGUUGCUAAUGAACCCUUACAACUGUCUAGAAUGGUGAAAAUGACGCAGGUAAUAGAACGAAAGGCGUACGAUGGUCAGACGACAAACGUGGAAAAGAUCCACAAAGGAAAACAUCAAACGAUCGAAAACGAGGCGAUAGUUCCCCGGAUGAACAGACCGCGCAAACAUCGAGAAACCUGGGAACGAGGGAUAGUGUGAAUGAUGUGACAAGUGGUGUUGCACAGCUACGUAUCGGAGAAAAGUCCCGGAGUAAGAAGUCCGAGGGUUCUUAUUCAUCACCACGAACUAAGAAGAAGUCUAAGACUAAAAAACAUCAUUCAGGAGGCGAUGACGUAACCGAUGAGAACUUACGGUUGUCACAAGAGUCUCAAUUAAAUCGCUCGACGUCAAGUCGUCAAGGUUCGGCUAAUGGUCGGCGCCAUGCGUCGUCUGACGUUCAACACGCGGAAACAUCUGCAAAGCAUCCUGGGAAAGUGACGAAGGGUAAAGAUGGACGGAAAGGGACAUCAGGUGGUCGCGAAGAUGAUCCGGAAGUAGCACGGUCUGGAGACGAAAGUCCACGAAACUCUCCGAUGUCUGGCCGUCACAAUGUUAGAACUACCCGCAUGAAUUCCGAGGAAAAUGGUGAGCAUCAAUCACAUAUUUUGUUCUAACAAAAUUAAUAACUGGCAUCGCUCCAGGGUGCCAAUAUCUCCAGAGAAUUUUCAAUGAGGUCCUUUCUAACUUUGAAUAUAUAUCUUGGAUGUCAAUACAGUACCUUCGGUCCUACAUAAAGCCCACAUUACAUGUAGAAUGAACAUUGGCAUAAUUACUUUUGGCAGCAUUUUUCAUCAACUUUAAACAUCUUGUUUUUGUCUUAUGUGUUGAAGAUUACCACAAACUGACACACACACAGUUUUUAAUGCAGCCCCCCCCCCCCCCCCCCCCCCCCCCCCCCCCUCGGCAUCUGGCGUCCGUGUUGACAUAAACGUGGAUUUUAAGCUUGGAAGGCUGAAUGUUUAAUCCUCCAUGCCUAUGUCAACGUCGACAUGUUUUUGUUCUCGGCUAUUUGUGGUGCUUGUUUCCUUGUUUUGUUUGACUUGCGUGGGCUUUGAUGAUUAACUUCCUGUUUUUUGUAUGGAAAGAUCUCAUGACAUAUUGAUAACUGUCUUCCUUAUCUAGACGCCUUCCUGCUUCAGCUGGCUCUACUCACAUCCUGUUCGCCUGCUUGGCAUCUUUAUUACCUUGAAUCCAAUUCUCUCUGAUAUAGCUUUCCCUGAAAGCUGGUUCACACCAGCAAAGUUUCCUUGAUCACAGUAGGAAUUUUGUAUUUUGAGUAAAUUCUAAGUUUUGAAGGAUUUGUAAGAAAUCUUUGAGGGAACUGACUCAUUAAACACACAGUCGGUUCCCUCAAAGAUUUCUUACAAAUCCUUUAAAACCUAGAAUUUAACUAGUCUAUGGAAGAUUCCUACUGUAAUCACAGAACCUUCAACUUGCAGUUCUCAGAAUGAGAAAAUAAUGUUAAUUCGUUUCAUUUUAUGUACUAUUUAAAACACGAACAGCAGUGUUUUAUGUCUGAUAGGUCUGAUAAAACACGCACUGUGAAUGUUUUAAAUAGUACUUCAAAAACGAUCGAUCUAGUAAGUUCAUUGGCGAAGUAAUCGAAGUCGUCAAAAAAUACGUUGUGUAAGACGAGAAAAUCAAAGUUAAAGUUUAUGUAAAUCAAGGGAAAUCUCUAUCACGUGCGUAUCACAAGAUACGACACACUUAUGAUUUUUCUUUGUGCCCUCAUGAAUUAUGAAUGAUUUUUGAAGUACUAAUAAAGUGUUCAUGAGGUAGUCAAUAUUUCUGAAGUUGGCCGCCAUCUGCUGUUCUGUAACCUUACUGAAACCCACCAAUGUUGUGUUUUUUACAGAUCGUGAUUUCAACGACGAAAAAGGCCCAAGAGAUGUAGCGCGGUGUCAGUGCGCAGACGACUCCGAGGUCUGGGUGAAGAGAAAUAAAAUCUGCAGUCAUUGUCAGAAAAGAAGAGUUUCGCACUCCUCCGAUUCCACGAGCGGCUCUCGACGAAGUUCAUACGAGUCUUUGUCGUCGUCAAACCGACAGCUUAAUCGGAAGGAACCACAAACUAACGGAACUGCCUACGUGACAACAAUAUAAGGUCUUGUCCUAUUGGUGGCUUUGACUGAGAGUAAUGGUGCAGUAGAUGGUAGUCUUUUGUGAGACUUGUCAAAACAAGAACAUUGAACUGCAGCAAAAUACAAAGCUAGCACACAUAACGAAAAUAAUUAACAUUACUUUCUGGUCUUUCUCACUGCCGUUUAACCACCAUGUGCUGCACGAUAUUUCUGGGUGAAACCUAUAUUAACCUCUUGGCAUUUUACCUUUUUUAGUGGCUGUUAUUUUAACAGGCAAAAGUAAGACCACAAGGAUUGUUUGGUUAAAUUUGCCUGUGAAAAAAUAUGCAUGAUUAAAAAGAAAUAUUCUGUUAAUAUUAUCAGGGGAAUUUAAAGAAAACAACUUCAACCUUUUCUUUUGUGUGCGUUUAUUUCUGGUGAAAAUAAGAAUUAGAAAUCUCGA